Molecule: messenger RNA, 299 nt
Organism: Staurois parvus
Lineage: Eukaryota; Metazoa; Chordata; Amphibia; Anura; Ranidae
Source: the annotation of a GenBank genome assembly
GCAUCGAUAGGCGGCACUGCUGGGCACUGCCUGGCAGCACUGCUGGGCUGCACUGAUGGCCAGAGGUAGGUGGCACUGCUGGGCACAGGUGAGUGACACUGAUGGGCACAGGUGGGCGGCACUGCUGGGCACAGGUGGGUGGAACUGGUGGGUGGCACUGCUGGGCACCAAUCAGGGCACUGAUCAUCAGUGCCCUGAUGAUCGGUGCUGAUCCCUGCUCUGACAACUGCCGGUUCUCGGCAGUACUUUCCCCAGAUUCUGACAGUGUGAGGAACGUGCAGCCGAGAACCGGCAAUUGC